Molecule: messenger RNA, 2404 nt
Organism: Osmia lignaria (orchard mason bee)
Lineage: Eukaryota; Metazoa; Arthropoda; Insecta; Hymenoptera; Megachilidae
Product: EF-hand domain-containing family member C2
Biological process (GO): regulation of neuron projection development
Cellular component (GO): microtubule
Source: RefSeq, a predicted model, not a curated record
CAUAAAGUUCCGUCGUAAAGUUACUGUUAAUUAUUCAUUUGCGUACAUUUAAUGUAUUAGUGAAACUCUUAUUUUCCUAAAAAGUAAAAUGCAACGUGAUCCUAUACUUCCAUGUUUGCCAGGAUUCGAUUUUAAUAAAAAUCUUGGUCGAACAAAGUUUCACAGGAAUCAAUAUUUUGCGAAGAUACACGAUGGAGUUUAUUAUCUGUCGGAAAAAACAGAUACGGGCGACCAUAUCCGCUAUCCAUCGAUUUAUGCUCGUGGAGAAGUUCACGAAUUGCCGUCUUGGAUUGCCUAUGAUGGCCAAAGAUUGAUGUUUAAGGCUUUCUUUCAAGAAACUGUUCAAGAAAGAUGGAAAACAGCUUAUCUGAUUCGUGUUGUAAAUAUUAGCUUUUUCUUAGAAGAUGGAACAAUGAAAAUCUCUGAACCUGUCAUUAACAAUAGCGGUCUUGAACAAGGUGUUCUUCUAAAACGGCAGAGAAUUCCAAUGCCUGAUCCAGUAAGAUACAGAUAUUAUGAUAUCAUUGAUUUAAAUAUUGGCAAAGAACUGGAAAUUUUUGGGAGAGUAUAUAAGGUUGUUGAUUGUGAUCAAUUUACAAGAAGAUUUCUAAAUCGUAUGGGAAUACCAGUACCAGAUCCUAUCAAUAUACCAAAAGAUCCAAAUUCUGAACUGCGAAAAUUCGAAACAUUUGCAAAAAAGCCUAAUCGAAGAAUUGACACACGUGGCGACUUCUUAAAAUACGAUAAACAAGUACUUCGAUUUUAUGGUUAUUGGGAUGAUACACAAAAUCUUUAUGGUAUUAUUCACGAUCUUGAGAUACAUUAUUAUCUCGCUGACGAUACAAUUGAAAUUAAAGAGAAUGUUUCACCAAAUUCUGGACGAGAUUCUGGUUUUAUGUUUUUACGACGAAUGAAGGUUCCUAAGUUGUUUGUUGAGCUCGAACCAAUUGGGGCACAAGAUCGUUUUACCGUUCUAAAUGUCAUGGGAGAAGAUGCAAGCAAUGCUUUUUACACAAUAGAUCCUUUGGUUACUGGUAAAACGUGUAAAGAAUUUUAUAAAAAUAACGAGCUUGGUAUUGGUGCAGAAAUAAAUGUCUUCGGGAGACGAAUUGUUAUAACAGAUAUGGAUGCUUUUACGAAAGAAUAUUACAGGCAAAAAUAUGGUUUGAACGAUUUCACACCUUUGGAAAGACCUCGAAAAAAUGACGAGAUUUGUAGAGAAGUAGAAAAAUAUAUUCCACCUUACAACGGCUUUGGUUCGUACGAAGAUUCCCUUGGAAACUGUUUCAGUGUAUUACCAAAGCCACCGCAAAUAGAUAUUAUUAAAUUUUUACAUUACGAUAAGCAAGGUUUAGAUAGCCACAUUUUGAGAUUCAGAGCGAAACUAAUAUCGGAUAUACCGGAAAAUAAAGAUAGAUCGUUUAUUAUCAGAGUUUUUCUUAUGGACGACACAAUUUCUAUUUUUGAAUUGGGGAAAAGGAAUUCAGGUUUUAAGUCCGGUCUGUUUCAACAGAAAACACAAGUUAUGUUGCCCAAUCAAGAGAUAUUUACAAGUAAGAAACCGAAAUAUUAUAAGUCGGAAGAUUUCUAUGUUGGAGCCCGUAUAAUAUUAAACGGUUUUUGUUUUGAACUUACUUCGGCUGACAUUUAUGCUCUUCGCUACAUGGAAUUACAUUGCGAUAAGUUUCCGAAAGCUAAUGCCAAGUUAAUUAUGGAUAAAUUACGACAAAUUUUAAAACCAGUUUAUAAAGAAUUUAUACAACUUUACACACCUUCGAAAUCAUGUAACGGGGAUUAUCAAGUACUGUCGUAUGAAGAUUUCAGAAAUGCUUUAUACAAAUAUUCUGAAGGAAGAUUGACAGAACAUGAAGUAAUUACAAUCGCUCGACACUUUAUAUGUCCUGAACGAAAAGAAUUAUAUAACCGAGAAUAUAUAAGGAGAUUAAUACAUACAGAAAUUUUGCGAAAUUUGUGGGAUGAUUUUGAUCGUUUACAGGAAGAUUUACAUCAUUGGGAUAGAAAAAAAACAGGAUAUUUAUCUCGUGAUACGAUUUUUGCAGUACUUCGCGGGGCUAGAAUCCCAGCUGAUAUUGAACUUAUAAAUUCCAUGCUCGAUCACAUUCAUAAAAACGAGGAAAAUCAAGUGGACUACAAUGACUUAUUGAAAUUCAUGAACACAAAAAUUGAUCCUGUUCCUCCAGUAGAACCAAUAAACAUCAAGUCGGCACUUUGGUGGGCAUCGGAAAAGGAACCAGAUACUCUAGUUACUAUAAAUUGGUGUGCUUUUCUAAAGGAAUUAGAUAUUAAAGACGAAAAAGAAGAUGAAAGUUAUGAACCUUCAAACAUGAAUAUUUCCAGCAAUCCAUGUAACAAAUUUGUGCAAUGAAUCACUAUUUUUCGGAAA